Diachasma alloeum is the source of this 985-nucleotide messenger RNA. It is a transcript of the gene WRNexo, whose product is annotated as Werner Syndrome-like exonuclease. The record is from RefSeq and is a predicted model, not a curated record. The transcript has 6 exons. Gene Ontology annotation, biological process: nucleobase-containing compound metabolic process. The coding region runs from base 178 to 981 and encodes 267 amino acids. Lineage: Eukaryota; Metazoa; Arthropoda; Insecta; Hymenoptera; Braconidae. Gene Ontology annotation, molecular function: 3'-5' exonuclease activity; nucleic acid binding.
UUGGCGGCAAAAAGCUAACAAAUCCAUCGAAAAAAAAUUCCGAACAAUUUUCAGACACGUGACCCCCCAAAGAUUGCCCCAUUCGUCAUUUAAACAUUAUUAAAAUAAUAAUAUUUCCCUCGAAAACCAUUGCCACCUGAUAAAUAACGGUAAUUAACCGAGAAAGAGGCGAGAGUUAUGAGUCCACCGACUGAAACGAAAGAUGAGGCUAAAGACAGAGUUAUCGAGGGCAGAGUGACGAGAAGAUCGAUCCAACAUCUUCCAGAGCACCUCAAGAAGGAAUUCCUUAAGGAGGAAGUUGUGGAUAGAGACCCCAUAAUAGAGGAAUUGCCAGAGAUUCUGUUCAAAGGAAAAUUGUACUAUGUCACGGAUUUCGAGGGUUGUGCAAUGAUCUGCGAUCAAAUUAUAGAGAGGAUUGAGAAGCAUCCUGGAGUGAUCGUACCCAUUGGAUUCGAUCUGGAGUGGCCUUUCAGCUUUCAAACUGGCCCUGGCAAGACUGCACUGGCACAAUUGUCUGUUUCGGAGAACACCUGCCAUUUGCUGCAUAUCCAUGGGCUCGAUAAAUUGCCAGCGGGGUUGGUUAUCCUGUUGAGUCACCCGAGGGUUAAAUUAGUUGGGGUCAACAUCAAGAAUGACAUUUGGAAACUGGGUCGAGACUUCAAGGAAUUCCCCGCGAAAAAAGUAGUAGAGAACAACUGCAUUGACUGUGGCCCCCUAGCCAACGAAAUCUACAAGAGAUCCUGUCGUUGGAGUUUGGAGCGUCUCACCGCUUACAUUUUAAAAAAGAAAAUAAGUAAGGAUGACAAAGUUAGAAAAAGUAAAUGGCACAUUCUCCCACUCAGCGAGGAGCAGAAAACUUAUGCAGCCACUGACGCUUACGUCUCACUGCUUCUGUAUCUGACGAUCCAGAAGAAGGCAAAGGAAUUGACCCUGGAGAAGGAAAAAAACUUGAUGAAAUCCUCCGAUCUCCAGGAAAAUUGAUGCC